Messenger RNA from Scaptodrosophila lebanonensis, 1326 nucleotides. Its product is annotated as golgin subfamily A member 7. Gene Ontology annotation, biological process: protein targeting to membrane; peptidyl-L-cysteine S-palmitoylation. Lineage: Eukaryota; Metazoa; Arthropoda; Insecta; Diptera; Drosophilidae. Gene Ontology annotation, cellular component: palmitoyltransferase complex. The coding region runs from base 111 to 566 and encodes 151 amino acids. The record is from RefSeq and is a predicted model, not a curated record. The transcript has 4 exons.
CCUAGUAUUUUUUAUUAAAGAAAACACAACCUACUAUAUUUCCAGUGAAUUAAAGGGUAAAUUUGGUUGUUAAAUAGGCCAGGUCUCCAUAUAAACCAAAAAGAGGCACAAUGUCACAAGGCGGUGGCACACCAGCGGCUGGCAAUGCAACAACAACUUUACAGAGCGGCGGUGGUGGUGUGGGCUUUAGCAAGCUGUUUAUUCAACGUGACUAUAGCGAGGGAACAUCCGUAAGAUUCCAUACUAGGCUUCCCACAGAGCUAGAAGGAUUGAUCGAACGAUCAGUCUUCGAGGCUACUAUAACUAGGCUUAAUGAAUUCUACGCUGAAGCGGAAGAGGGGUCCUGCGGAACAUACUGUGAGGGCUGCAUAGGCUGCAUUACGGCGUACUUAAUAUAUAUGUGCUCCGAAACGCAUUAUGAGAAGACACUGCGUAAGAUUUCCAAAUUUGUUGCUUCCCAAAACGAGCGCAUUUAUAAUCCAAAGGGCUUACAACUUAUCGAUCCAACAUAUCGCGGACUUCGAGUCAUAGAAAUUACUAUAUUUGAUCGACCUGGGAGGACGUGACUUCCACUGUCCCAUUCGACCGAGGAAUUUUUCAUGUGAGACACCCACAUCAGUGAACAAGAUGAAUAGAUCCACAAGUUAGAAGCAAAAAGUUAAAGCCAUAUGUGAGUUUCCACUGAAGCAUAAUCCUUAACGUGAUAUAUCCGCGUGCAAGGAGCUUGACAGUACGGUGCCACUCAUAUUUCGGCGUGUGACUUAGUCAUAACUAUGUAUGUUUAAAUCCUGUUUCUGUUGCAGUCACAUUCGGAUAUGAAUACGGAAACGUUUAUUUAUGGGUAGUUAUUAAGCAAGGAAAGUGGAAUGAGUUAAUUCGAGUAUUUCUGCUUUAGCGGCAGAGCUUUUAUAGUAGGAAGAAGAUAACAAAUAGCUUCUGAUACUGCAUUUUGAGCUAAACAUUACUACAUUAUACUUAUGUUGUUGUUCUUUUUACUUGUUUCACAAAACGAUCGAGAUAUGUUUUAAUUGUAAUAGUACGCAACUUAACAUUUUAUUUUGUGUUGAUAUAGUUUUUAAAUUUGUAAUGCAGUUGAGCUUUACGCAUAUUUAAUCAAAACUUUCGUGUUUUAUGCAAAUACUUAAGAAUAGCACGUGCAUAAAUAAUAAUAAUAAUAUACAUAUACAUACACACAUGAACAGGAAAGUGUAUAAAUUCAUAGAAUUUUAUAUACACAUUAUGAUCAAUUUAAAAAGCGCCAAAUGAUUAACGUACGUAAAUCAUAUUAAAUUUAAUAAAGUCAGUUUUACGAAUGUAUGCUAAAAA